AUGCAAUUUAUAUCUAAUUGGUUAUCUUAUUUUCUUUCUUCAUGUGGGGUUGCAGAUUUAGGUGAAAUUUGUGAAUAUUUAUCAUUAUCACAAAACAUUAGCGACGAUGAUUUGGAACACGUUAAAGUAAAGUUCUCGAACCUGCAGAGAGACACAACUACUGCCUGGAUCGACCCAUUUGAGACACCAUUGCAAAACGCAUGUAGUCGCCGUCAGUUGGCCGAGAUCGUCAAGAAGCUACUAUUGCACGAAAUGACGAGUCGUGGCCAAAUGGCAAAUGACAUUUAUUGUCAAAGUUUAGCGCUCGAUAUUGCUGCUGGGAGUGGCAAUUUGAAGAUGGUUAGGGACCUGUGUGAACUCUAUCCCAACCAGCUGCUUGCUCAAGAUAAUUCAGUUUCCUAUGGGCUAGCAAUACCGGUUGUGCGGGCAUCUAAUGCAGGCCAUGGAAAGGUCACUGGCAACCUUUAUUUCAACAAUCAGAAUAUACUUCUUCCUAUUUUGAAGGAUAAACAAGGAUAUUGGGCUACCUGUCUCCUUCUGGAUGCCAUAUUUUAUGGAUUUCUAGACAUUGCGUUGGACAUCAUCAUAAAUGUACCGUCUGUGGCCGUGACUAAACACGCAAGUCAAAGAUCAACUCCACUUAAGUUCUUAGCUUUGAAACCUGACUUGUUUCAUAGCCACUCGGCCCACUCCAAUCUUGGAUUUUGGCGACGCUUCAUCUACUCUUGUAUAGAGUUGGAUUUUGAGGACUCGAAACCAAACCGAUGCCAACGUCUAUUUUCGAUGAUAAUACAACGUCGUCCCAAAUGGUUUGGUAUCAUGCAAACAUAUGAUCUAAAAGAAAGACAUUCUCAAGCUCAAAACUUGCUAAAAAAAAUGUGCACAGAACUACCAGGCAUGGUCAAGGACAAUAGUUGGAAAGAGAUGGUCUAUGGAGCACUACUUGAAGCGGUGAAGAAUGGGAACAAGGAAUUUUUCAUUGAGAUAAUCAAAUGUAACCCUCAACUUCUUUGGAUCUGGAAAGCUGACUCUGGCCGAAACCUCUUUCAGCUGGCCGUUGAAUUCAAGAAAGAUAAGAUCUUUAACCUCAUACAUGGUUUAGAUGAUAGAAAGGUCACGCUGCUUAGAUCUUACGACAAUAAAAACAACAACAUUCUCCAUAUCGCCGCUCAUCUCUCUACUCCCGACCAACUUUCUAAGAUUUCUGGAGCUGCUCUCAAGAUGCAAAGAGAGACUCAAUGGUUUAAGGAAGUAAAAAGCUUGGUAUCAGAACGUGAAGUAGUGCAAAAAAACAACAAGAAGAAGACCCCGCGACAAAUAUUCGAAGAUUCUCACGAAACUUUACGAAAAGAAGGAGAAGAAUGGAUGAAAUACACUGCCACUGCUUGUAGCUUCGUGGCAGCUCUCAUUGCAACUGUCACUUUUCAAGCCAUAUUCACUGUUCCUGGAGGUACUGAUCAAACUUCGGGUGCACCUAUCCUUCUUCAUGACUUACAUUUCACGGGGUUCAUCUUCACAAACACUCUCGCCUUCUUCGCCUCCUGCAUCUCUGUGCUCAUAUUCCUCAACAUUCUGACCUCAAGGUACUCUUUUGAUGACUUCAUUGUAUCACUUCCUAGAAAGAUGAUAUUGGGUCAAUCAAUUCUGUUUAUCUCUAUUGCCUCAAUGCUUGUUUCAUUUAUCACGUCCCUUUCCGCGUCAAUGCGGCACAGGCCAACGCUUGUAGUCCCACUCAAGCCACUCGCCAGCUUCCCUUCGAUUCUCUUCUUGAUGUUGCAAUAUCCUCUUCUCAAGGAGAUGAUUUCUUCCACCUAUGGCAAACGACUCUUCUACCGCGAUACAAAGAAUUGGCUACCAUGA
Arabidopsis lyrata subsp. lyrata is the source of this 1860-nucleotide messenger RNA. RefSeq lists its product as uncharacterized. The coding region runs from base 1 to 1860 and encodes 619 amino acids. NCBI's taxonomy places the organism in Eukaryota, Viridiplantae, Streptophyta, Magnoliopsida, Brassicales, Brassicaceae. The transcript is spliced from 5 exons. The record is from RefSeq and is a predicted model, not a curated record.